This is a messenger RNA of Aspergillus tanneri, 930 nucleotides long. RefSeq lists its product as uncharacterized. The transcript has 4 exons. The coding region runs from base 1 to 930 and encodes 309 amino acids. The record is from RefSeq and is a predicted model, not a curated record. Lineage: Eukaryota; Fungi; Ascomycota; Eurotiomycetes; Eurotiales; Aspergillaceae.
AUGGGUGUUAUAGCCGUCUCUGGAGGCACUGGAAGCGUUGGUAGGACAAUCGUGGAAGCUCUUGUCGCUACACAGAAACAUAAAGUGAUUGUCCUGACCCGCGCUGAGAGGGCUUCCAAUAAGGACAUCACCUAUCUCCAAGUCAACUACGAAGAUGUCGACGCCGCAUCUGCAGUAUUGGAGUCCGCGGCCGUCGACACUGUGAUAUCUGCAUUGAGCAUGAUUACCGAACAGUCCAACGAGGCACAACUGAACCUGAUCCAAGCAGCUAACAAGUCAAAAUCGACACGACGCUUUGUGAUUAGCGCUUUCGAUAUGUAUCUCACUGAAGAAUUUGUUGAGUUGGUCCCCCAAGCGAAAUGGCAAUAUGCCGCUAUCAGCGCUCUGGAGAAGACAGAUCUUGAAUACACUCGUGUUGUCAACGGUUUUUUCCUAGACUAUUACGGUGUUCCACACUGGCCUUCCCAUCUAAAGCCGUGGAUCACCUCUAUAUCAGUAGCUGGCAAAUGGGCCGUGAUUCCAGGCGAUGGGACAUCAAAGGCAAAUUUCAUCACUACUCAAGAUACAGCGAAGUUUGUGGCCCGUUUGAUGGAUCUGUCCAAGUGGCCUAAACUGAGCUCUAUCGUUGGGGAGGCUCUCACGUUCGUAGAACUUGUCGAGAUAGCAGAGAAAGUUCGAGGGGAGAAAUUUCGCGUCAUUUUUGACAGCUUGGAACACCUUGCCGGAGGAAAGAUCUCGUUCCCAGAAUUUCCGGAACCGGACUAUGGGUUAUCCCAGGAUGAAUUUGAGGCAGCAGUUGCGGGGAUUCAUUACCUGGCUGCGUCUAAUGCGGCACUGGUCCCGACGGAAGAUCCUUUGAAUAAUUACUUUCCAGAUAUUAAGUUGACCACUGCGCAAGAGGUUAUUGAAUCCUCAUGGAAGGGACGGUAG